Messenger RNA from Erythranthe guttata (spotted monkey flower), 2257 nucleotides. NCBI's taxonomy places the organism in Eukaryota, Viridiplantae, Streptophyta, Magnoliopsida, Lamiales, Phrymaceae. The record is from RefSeq and is a predicted model, not a curated record.
AUCAGAAAUCAGACUUCAAAAUCGGAUUCCGCUUCAAUUUAACUCCAAAAGAAAGAGAUCUCUUUCCCCGUUUGGCUUCUGUUAAUUCUUACAGCAUGCAGAAAGUGAGAGGAGAGAAUUAAACAGAAGAAAGUCACACCUCCGUUACUCUCUCUCUCUCUCUCUCUCUCACACACAAGCACCUUUUCUAGAGAGAGAAAGCCAACAGACAUGCAAAACCCAACCGCUGAUGAUUAUCAUCAAUGCCCAUCAUCAGCGGCGGCCCACCCAAAUCCCAUGAAACCACCGCCAUCACUACUUCACUUAUAUCUCUCUUUGUUUUGUCUCCUCUCCUGAAUUUAUUCAACUGUUCUUCUCUGUGCUUUCUCAUGGCGGAGGUUGAAUUCGAGGCGGUGUUGGAAUUCCUGAGGAAGAAUGGCUUAUCGGAGUGUGAAUCAGCUCUCAUGGAGGACAUCAUUGAUAAAUCUCGAAUUGGCUCUUCCGAUUUUGACAAUUUAUUCUUUCCCACGGUGCCGCCGCUCAGAAUUCCGGCCACCGGGAAGCCGCCGCCGCCGCCGCAGGAGUUCAGUUUUCAUGGCGGCGAGAGCUCAAUUGGAUCCUCCGACGAUGAGUUCGUGAGUUUGGGUUCUUCCACUACUGAAUUAUCACCUUCUGCAGAUUUUAUAAAUCCGUACGGGUUUCGUGUCGCGCGAACGGCUUCUCAAGCUUCGUCCGAUAGGCUAUCUGAUCAGUUCGGUACGGCUCGUGAUUACCCCGAUUUCGAUAUGCAGAACGACUUAUUUUGGUAUAAGCAGAAAGAUGAAGACUAUGAUUUUGAUAUCGACACGAGCGAAGAUAAGUUUAUAACGACUACUACGCAAACAGGGGAAUUAUCUCCCGAGAAAUUUCGACUCGAAAAAAGUGAUACAAAGUGUGAAGAACCACACGAGACCGAAGAUGAAGAAGAAGGUCGUGCUAUCUUCGAAGAUAAAGAAGACAACUACGAAAUAUUCAACCUAAGAAUCAUACAUAGAAAAAACAGGACAGGAUUCGAGGAGAAUAAGGAGCUUCCGAUUGUCUUGAAUACUGUUAUAGCGGGUCGAUAUUUUGUCACUGAAUUCCUCGGCUCUGCUGCCUUCAGCAGAGUCGUACGGGCACACGAUCUUUAUUUAGGAAUCGAUAUUUGUUUAAAGAUAAUCAAGAAUAACAAAGAUUUUCUCGAUCAAUGCUUAGACGAAAUCAAACUGUUGAAGUUCGUCAACAAGCACGAUCCUGCAGAUGAACACCACAUUUUACGUCUCCACGAUUAUUUCUAUCAUAAGGAGCAUCUAUUUAUAGUAACCGAGCUUCUUCGAGCAAACUUGUACGAAUUCCAGAAAUACAACCAGGAAUCUGGCGCCGAGCCGUAUUUUACAAUGCACAGGCUGCAGGCGAUAACUCGGCAGUGCCUCGAGGCGUUAUUGUACCUGCACGAAUUGGGAAUUGUACACUGUGACUUAAAGCCGGAAAAUAUUCUGAUAAAAAGUUAUGGAAAAUGCGAAAUAAAGGUUAUUGAUCUUGGUAGCAGUUGUUUUCAGACAGAUAAUUUGUCUAUGUACAUACAAUCUCGUUCUUAUAGAGCGCCUGAGGUUAUGUUAGGUCUACCUUAUGACCAGAAAAUCGACUUAUGGUCAGUCGGGUGCAUUUUGGCCGAGUUAUAUUCUGGAGAGGUGCUUUUUCCGAACGAAGGAGUUGCAAUGCUUCUUGCACGAAUGGUAGGAAUGAUUGGUCCGAUUGACGUGGAUAUGUUAGACAAUGGCCUCGAUACGCACAAGUAUUUUACGAAAGAAUAUGACAUGUAUCAAAUUAAUGAGGACACAAAUCGACUGGAGUAUAUUAUCCCCGACGAGUCAUCAUUGGAGGACCAUCUGCAAAUAACGGAUUAUUUGUUCGCUGAUUUUUUGAAAUACUUACUUCAAAUUGAUCCGAAGAAACGGCCUAGUGCAAGAGUGGCGUUGGAUCACCCUUGGCUUUCUCAUACAUACGAUAUAUAAGUCGAAUUAUAUUUGCUUAAAUCUUAUCGUAUAUGUACAUAACAUUGAUCUUAUUGAUAUUCGAGAUGAAACAUCCUCAAACCACAUGAAACAAUUUUACGUGUUUUCGAAUAUCGGGUGUUUGUGUUAAACUAAGUGAGUAGUAACCGAAUAACGAUCGAUUUUAAAUCGAGUACCGUGUAAUUCAAUUUCGGAAUCCAGUCACACUGAUUAGUUGUACCUAAUAAAAGCUAAAAUAAAUGACU